AUGAGUUCUUUACAUAAUACACGUCGAACAGUAUUGAUCAUUACAUUUUGUAUAUCAUUUGCUUAUGCACAAACAUUCUAUUGUUUCGAAGGAAAUCUUAUGAUAGCUGCCGCACCUUGUUCACCUAAGAAUACACCAUGUAGUAUUAUCGAUACAACUCUUCUUUUUUUUAUUCAAUUUCUUGCACCACCUUUAAUAAUAUUUUACUUUGGCAUCAACAUUUAUUUAAAUGUUCGUCAACUGAAAUAUCAAAGACAAAAACCAACCAUCUCCACCGUUAAGACAACACAAACACGAAAUAAUCAAAAAACAGAUCAAAUAAUUUUACGCAUAGUAUUCAUUCAAGUAACCUUACUUCUCAUAUGUUCAUUGCCUGUUUUUGUAUUUCGAUUGUAUACAACUCUUACAUUGACGACAGCUAAAAAUAGUUUACGUCGUUCAAUGGAAAAUUUUUUUUCCAAUGUUACUUUAUUGAUAUAUUAUUUUGAAAAAGUAUGUUCAUUUUAUAUUUAUACAAUUACAAAUCGUCAUUUUCGACAGAUAUUAUGA
Molecule: messenger RNA, 549 nt
Organism: Rotaria sordida
Lineage: Eukaryota; Metazoa; Rotifera; Eurotatoria; Philodinida; Philodinidae
Source: the annotation of a GenBank genome assembly